Molecule: messenger RNA, 939 nt
Organism: Carya illinoinensis
Lineage: Eukaryota; Viridiplantae; Streptophyta; Magnoliopsida; Fagales; Juglandaceae
Product: golgin subfamily A member 6-like protein 22
Exons: 2
Coding region: 203-859 (218 amino acids)
Source: RefSeq, a predicted model, not a curated record
AUCAUAAGAAGACAGACUUCUUCACGAGGCUAUUUGAUGCUUCCAUUAAUGAUUAGGCCAAAGGGUUGAUAAAUAAGGCCAAGCUCUAUGUGCAGGUCUAUUAAUGGAGGAGCCACCGGGGAGAAUUUGUGACACCCACGCUAUUCUCUUCCUUUCUUAAAGAAUAAAAGAACAAGUCCCCCCACAGGGUUCAAGCAACAACAUGGGCGUAAAUGCUAGCAAGAACAAGAGCAAUCUGUGUGACAGAAAUGUUACAGGGUUGAUGGAGAAUAUAAGGUUUCUGCAGAAGGCAAUGAGGGAGAUGACGAGUGAGAGGGAGAAACAGAGUAAGGCUUAUGAGCGAGAUAUGAUGGUUUUUGCAUUUAAGGAGGCUGAGUGGGAGCAAGAGAGGAAGAGGCUAAGAGAGGAGGUGAUGAGUCUGAGGAAGAUAGUGGAAGAGAAAGAAGAUAGGAUUAAAGAAAUGGGGGAGAAGAGUGAGAAAAAAGGUUGGGAAUUGUUGAUGGGAAGUGGUUUCUUGGUGGAGCAAAUGAGGAAGGAGAGAGCAAGGAGAGAUGAGGCUGUGGAGAAGUGGAAGCAGCUUUAUCUUGCUAUUAAGAUGGAGCUCGAUGAUCUCAUUCAGAGGACACAUCAUGGGGAGGUACAGUAUUAUUGGAAAGCAGAGGAAGAAGAGAUGAUACAAGAGUUGCAGAGGGAACUUCAUGCAAAGGAAGAGACCAUCAGAGGUUUGAAAGCUCGAAUGUCUUCUAUGGAGCAUGAAGAAUACAAGAAGGAAAGGGAGAUUGACAUAUUGAGGCAAAGCUUACGAAUCAUGAGCAGUAAAAAAUCGCAAUCGCAUGUCGGCAACAAGCAUAUAUCAUAAUAUUGUAUUUUGUCGGUGCUCUGUAAAUUACUUCUACAGUACAAUACAUUUUAAUGCAAAAAUUGGCGUAGUUGAAGAAA